UUCAACAAAGAACAUUUUCUAGCUUGUUCUAUGCACAUUUAACACUGAAAAUGGGGGGGAGCUGGUGGAAUGGGAUCAGAAAGGAGAUCUUGGGAUGUCAUCUAUAUAACACUUAUGGGGAUGGGCUGGAUGCCACAUUACCCUGCUCCUUUGUCAGUCCCUGCCUUUCACAUGCUGCUUCAAAGCAUCACUGAGGAUUCCACAGAUUUUGCAUUGUCCAGGCAGGCAGAAGGUGCAGGUGCCUCUGUGCCAGGCAGGAUUUCUGCCUGGAGGUCUUCUGUAAAGAGCUGGGUGGCAAAUACAAAAGAAAAUCCUGAGAAGGGAACAGAGGCUCAGGCUUACUUAGGAGCAAGAAAAAGGCUUGAGGAGAGAGUGUGUGGGAAGGGGGAUGGAGGAGAAGAGGAUCAGAGAUACGGAGCAGUGGCUGGGGAUGGGCUGUGAUGUGCUGUUCCCCACCGUGCCCUGCUUUGCCAUCACCUCCUGGCGGCAGUUCGAGGCUCUGUAUCCAGAGGGGAUGUGUCCCGGCUGGAGCGUCGUGGUCAAGGGUGAAACCAGCUCCAGCACCAGCAUGUUUGAAAUUAAUUUCCUCAGUCAUCCCGGAGAUCAGAUCGCUUUCCACUUUAACCCCCGCUUCGCCAGCUCCAGAAUUGUUUGCAACUCCUUCCUGGCCAACCACUGGGGGAAGGAGGAGGUGAACAAAACCUUCCCCUUCGAAGCCAAGGAACCCUUCCAGGUUGAAAUCUAUUCUGACCAGGAUUAUUUCCACAUUUUCAUUGAUGAAAACAAAAUCCUGCAAUACAAGCAUCGGCAAAAACAGCUUUCAUCCAUCACCAAGCUGCAGAUUCUCAAUGAUAUUGACAUUUCUUCAGUGGAAAUCACCAAACGAGGCCUUUACUAGCAAGAACAGUUGGGAUAACCUCACCAGCCACUCCUCCUUAAGUUCCUGAUCCAGCUGGGGGCCACAUCCUCCACAUCUCCACCCAUCAUCAGCCAGCCAGAUAGCUGCAGCACAUCCUUGCAGUGGAAAUGAUGGUCACAGCCAUUGCAUGCCACAGCACUAUAGCAGCUUAUAGCCCACAUCAAUGAAGACAUUCUGCCCCUGUAACCUAAAGUGCACAAUGCUCUUAUCUUUGCUGUUAGAGAGACUGACAGAUCACUGCUUCAUAUCAAAAUCUGCCUUGAAUAGCCUGGAUAUUUUAAUGCUGCCCUAGAAAUUGCAUUUGCCCUGGAGUAGGAUGCAAAUUAGUGCUAGUCCUCAGCUGGCUGCAUGGCAAUGGAUGCAACGUGUAUGGAUGUUACCAAUGGAAAGGGACAGCUCACUGCAGGAGCUGGGUUAAAAUGCCACUGUAUUUGCCAAUAAAAUCCAACUAAGAAAUCCCUGCUGAAACAUCCCUCACUGGGCAGAUCAAUUGAGUUGUUUGUUCCCUGCAAACCUAUAGGCGUGCAAUAGGUCUGAGCAACAAUCAGUGCAUGGGGCAGGAGGACACAGGUUGGGGGUUGCUUUACUCUGCACUGGGAAAGCACUGCCCUUUUGCUCUGAGGGUUAAUAAAGUCCUUUCUAUGUAGGCCAAAGUGAUAAGAUGCAAAUUGCAAGAUAUUUCCAGAAGAUAAGUUCCACAGAGAUGUUUGCUCAGCCUGUGUCCUGCCAACACCAGCCUUGUUAGACAGACCUUGGGAGUUGGUGUAGAGGGUCAAAAAAGGGUAAAGCUCAUCAGAGCACAUAAAGGAACAUGGGCCCUCCAGCACGCAAUAGAGACUCCAAAAACAAAAAAACAGUCCACGCUGCUGGACUCCAAAUACAAAAGAACAUCUUCAGAAGCCAAGGUCUAGAAGCCUGUGAGUUCAGAAUGAACAAACUGCCACUCAUCCUGUAGAUGUUCUGACUUUUCUCUUUGCCCUGCCCGCUUUCAUUUCCUCCUCUUUUUCAGCUGCCCUUCAUAUAGCCUUACACCCUGUUCUCUUUGCUGUUCCCUCUUCCUUGAAAAGGGAAAUCUCUCUGAUUCCUUGACCAAGACACUGCAGGCAAAGAUUAUGUUAUUUUUACUGUUUUAAUUGCACACAUUAGAAGCAUAAUGUCACAGUGUUAAAUCUGAACAGGAACUCGCUCCAAAAAUGCAAUUACAGCUGCCCCCAAAUCACUCAAUUGUUUCUCAGACGUAAGGCAGACCACAUUCCUGAUGGCAAGCAAUAACACAGACGGUCCCCGCCUUGCAGUCCCUUCCUUCAGGACAAUGACAUUUAGUAACAAAGCAGCCCUGACCCAUCCUUGUCUUUGGAUGGGAUCACCAAAGGCCAUAGUUGCACUCCAGACUUCUCAGUGCUUAAAUUGGCCAUUCCCAACUCUUCCCUCUGUUUAUAGUCUCGAGGACUUAAAAAGAAGAGGUGACCGCGUAGCCGCCAACCACAACACAGGAUGCCACAAAGCUGACAUUUAUGAGUCUGCUGAAAAGUUUAUCAUUUUCUUCCAGACAUAAAAAACACCAACUGGAACUGGGCCUGUUCUCACGGUGGAGAAUGCAAUGGGAACUAAAAAUAGUCCCAACCAGUACCUCUUCCCCCCAAAGAGAGCAGAAAUUACCAUUUGGAAAUGACAACUGUCUUGGUGGCAAGUUGGGAGAGCUUGGAGAUGGUGAGACUUCCUUUGGAAUAAAUCCAUCACCACUGAGGCAAAACAGUUGCCAGGAUCUGCCUUAAAUUGUAGUUGUGAUGCCACUCAAGGGCCCUACUCCUCCAGCCAUCCCUUCAGUAAGACAGACACAAACGCAGGCAAAAAUAGUCCUGUUGGGAUCUCUGUGUCAUACUUCUGAUAAUGCUGAACUGCAUUUGAAAGAAAUUGUUCUUUUUAUUCAUGCCUGUUUGGGGGCUGAUAGACAGAUCAUUUUUCACAGAGGAAAAGUGAUGAAACAAUUUAUGAGGCUAAUACUUGUACCUACAUAGCUGCAAAAUCCAUUUACAGCCACCGCUGCAGUAAUACUCCACAAUUUCAUUUUUCUCCCUAGAAGCGAGCACAAAAGACCUCGGACAAACAGAGCAAAAAUAUUUCAAGUACAAACAAAUCAAGAGAUGCCACACCAAAUCAGGCAGCAGCAGGGAUUGUGCCACAUCCGCGAGCACCUUCCCCACAGCUGGUGCCAGCGGCUGCUCUCACUGUGUCACCAUCCACACUGAGCAAGCCCAAUCUCUCCUGACACAUCCACAGCACUACUGCAGGGCUUUUUACUUAGGCUUUUAUCUGCUGCCUCCUCUAGCCAUAACAGUCCCAAGGGUAAAAGGGUCUUUGGAGCAAUGUGGUUCUAGGGAGCUACAGGGCAUCCCUGCAAGGAAAGCUGCAGGGCUGGCUGGUUAGGAGAAAUGUUCUCUAACUCUCUCACCCUCAUCUGCCCCUUAAGGAGAAACUCCAGGGAAAGAUGAAGCCACACCAUUAAGAUGAUCAGUUAAAUUCUCAGGAGGGGGUUGACACAUUAGCUCCACACAGAGGCACUGUGUGCUGGUGUUGAGCUGAUCAGAGAGAACCAGCCCAUGCUCCUUCCAUGUCUCAAUCAGUUUUCCUAUUCACCACCUGGGACUGUAGAGGGAACUGAUGGAGAGGCACUCUUGCCCAGCUUGGAAAGGUCCUUUUGAAGAGGAGGGAGAUGAAUAUUUAACUGCCCAAGCUCAGUACUUUUGUUGGGGCCAAGCAGCACAGGAGCCAGGUUGAAAUGUUUCCAGAGAGAGAAGUUACUGCAGGAGGGGAUGGAGACUGUCUUAUUGGUUCUGCUUAUAAAGCAGAAGCUGCUGCCCUUAUGGCUUACACCAACCAGGGAGGGCCAGCAGGGAGAGAUGCCCUUCAGGAGGCAAAGCCAGGAGAGGCAGUGACCCCACAGAGGAGCUCUCCCAUUCCCACUUGUGUUCCUCGUUUGGGCUGGAUUUGCUCAGUGAGCAGUGAACUGCUCUGGCUUGUCCCAGAUCAAUAAGAGGGAAAAUAGGCUCAUAAUCCCUCGCGCUUGAGCACUGCCAGAACUCCCAGGGCCAAGGUCUCCUCUGGCAGCAUCUCAGGGCUGCGGAUCUCCUGUGGAGCAUCUGAUGGUGCACAAUUAGCGAGCACUCUUCAGUGCUGCUGACACUGCUGGCAAUCAUCACACACCCUGGCGGCAGCACCGGUGAUUUCCUCAUGGGCCGGUGAGCAAAAGGCUCCCACGUCAGUGACAGUCACAUCCUAUCAGCAGGGCAGCAGCCUGGACACAUCAGGCUGAGUGAUGCUGUCUCUGCCUUAGCAAGGGACACACGAAUAUCAGACACUGGGUCCUGCCCUGAGAUGAGGCAGAGUGCCAGUGCAGUGAGAAAGA
Phasianus colchicus (ring-necked pheasant) is the source of this 4325-nucleotide messenger RNA. It is a transcript of the gene GRIFIN, whose product is annotated as galectin-related inter-fiber protein. The record is from RefSeq and is a predicted model, not a curated record. Lineage: Eukaryota; Metazoa; Chordata; Aves; Galliformes; Phasianidae. Gene Ontology annotation, molecular function: carbohydrate binding.